CCUUCUCUCACCACCAAGCCUUCUCUCACCACCAAAGACCAAGCCUUCUCUCACCACCAAGCCUCUCACCACAUCCCAUAAAUCUUUCAUUCCUUGUUUUAAAUAUCAUGGUGAGCAAAUCGGAAUACUAUCGAAGACGACUCAAACAGAAAGAUCCUCAAGGGUAUGCCAAGUAUCUUGAAAAGCAAGCAGUUGCUGCCAAACAUAGGCGAGUCAAGCUGCGGGAAGCCUUAUCAAAACCGAAACCUACCAAGCAAAGCCUCGCCCUAAAAGAAAAACAAAGGGAGCAAGCGAGACUGCGACAGAAAGCAUAUAUGGAACGGAAAAAAACUCAAAAUGCAAAACAACCAUGUGUCAAAGUUAAGCAAGAGUUUGAACUGCCACAGCCACCGAGCUCUUCAAAAGACGCAUCCACAUCAUCAAACACGGAAACCAGGCGUGCAUAUUGGUGCAAGAGGAAACAAUCUGAAAGACUAAGAUCAAAGACCAAAGCUACCCAGCAAGAAAAACAAAGUGAGCACGGGAGACAACGACAGAAAGAAUACAUGGAACCCCAAAAAACUCAAAAUGCAAACCAACCUUGUGCCGAAGUUAAGCUAGAGUUUGAAUUGCCACAGCCGCCACGCUCUAGAAAAGGCGCAUCCACAUCAACAAACCCGGAAACCAGGCGUGCAUAUUGGCGCGAGAGGAAACAAGCUCAAAAACUAAGACAAAAGACCAAACCUGUCAAGAAAAGCCCAGCCCAACAAGAAAAACAAAGGGAGCAAGGGAGACUACGACAAAAAGCAUAUAUGGAACGGAAAAAAAGGCUACAGGUGCCAUGCUCUAGAAAAGCCACAUCCACAUCAACAAACACGGAAACCAGGCGUGCAUAUUGGCGCGAGAGGAAACAAGCUGAAAGACUAAGACUAGUGCAAAGCCAACCAGAGAAAUUAAGACGCAUAAGAGAAGAAGACAGACAACGAAAACGAAACAAACGAGCCAGAGACAAGAUUAAACGCAUUCUAAAACCAAACACGCAAACACUGUCAAACACGCAAACACUGUCGGGAUUUUGUUCUUCGUGCAUGACAUGCCUGAUUGUCAACAAGCCAAUGUGCCAAAGUUCAUGUUACACUGGUGGGAACUUUACAGCAAAGCGUCGGAACAAGAAGGGGCAAGGAAAGAAUGAAGAUGAAGAAAAUAAUCCAGCUGUUCCAGAAGUGCAAACGACAACAGAAGUAGAAUCAUCAACAACAUCCCCUAGUCCUUCCCUCGAGGCUGUUCCCCCAGAUAUAUCAGGUAACACGCAAAUUCCAGAGGAAAUAAAGGUUGAACAGUCUGUUCACGGUACUUUAGACUUGUACUCGGACAAGGGCUCACCUGAAACAGGAGAAGAUAAAAUGGCAGACAAGGAUAAUGAGGGAUCCUUGGAGCUGGUUGAUGAUGGAGCUAAGAAGAGAGUCUUGGCUAUUGGACUUGUAUGUCUAGAUAUAGUCAGUGUCUUAGAUCACUUUCCAAUAGAAGACACGGACACCAGGGUCAAAGAUCAGCUAUGGAAUCGUGGAGGUAAUGCAGCUAAUACAUCUGUAGUGUUAUCCCAGCUUGGAGUAUGUACAGAAUAUAUGGGCACCUUAGCAAAGAGUGUAUUGACAAAGUUAAUGGUUGAUGACCUUACCAAGUAUGGAGUGAAUAUGGACAACUGUUUGUACCAUGACGACUGUGAUGCUCCUGUUUCCUGCGUCAUUAACAACUCUUCUACCGGAACAAGAACAAUACUACACGGCAACAGAUCUCUUCCUGAAGUAAUGUAUAAAGACUUCUUAUUACUUGACCUGAAAAAAUACACAUGGAUCCAUUUGGAGGGUCGAAACAUCACAGAAGUGAUUCAAAUGAUCAACAGAGUGGAUAUGUACAACAAGGAACUGUCGGAAAGUCAAAGAAUUAAGAUUUCCCUUGAACUUGAGAAGCCAAAACUUGAGAUCUGUCUUGAAGAAGUUCUUGCAAGGAUUGAUGUGGUAUUUGUUAGUAAAGAUUUUGCACUGAGCCACGGCUGCAAAAAUGGAGAAGACUGUGUUCAGAUGUUUUCUAAGAAAAUAAAACAAGGAGGUCAGGUUGUCUGCGCUUGGGGCGAGUUGGGAGCUUGGGCUAUUGAUGAAGCAAAUGGUAAAGUUCUUCACUCAACUGCCUACCCUCCAUCUAUAAUUAAAGAUACACUUGGUGCAGGAGACACAUUCAACGCUGGAGUCAUUCAUUACCUUUCUCAGGAUAGGAGUUUACUAGAAGCUAUCACACAUGGUUGCAAAGUGGCUGGAUUUAAGAUUGGAAACCAAGGUUUCAGGAUCCAGCAUUUUACACCCUCAUAAAAACAAUCAGUGGUCAAGUUAGUUUGAUACUAAAUAUUGGAUAUCACAUAGAUCUGUACAGCAAAUGUCAAAUGUUGCUUUUUUAUAUUGGAUAUUGGACUUUCCGGUAGAUUUACAUUGAGUAAUGGCAUAUUGAUUGCAUUACGCAUAAAUUGACGCCACGCGAUAAGCUCCCACGUCACGCCUAUGUUUAAACACUUUUUACUGUGUUAUAUCAUCCGUUCAAACACCUGCACGCGACGCCCUGUCGACCAAUCAGAAUGGAUAAACUGUCCCAGGUAUUUAUGACUGUGAAUUGUAUUCACUGUUUUCAAAAUGGCUACAGAUCUAAACCCUUCACGUCACUACUUGGGAAUUAAUUUCUUUUAGGUUUCCCCUAAAUAAUAUCCUACUUUUAACUGCAACUCAAAUAACAGAAAAAGGUGACACUUUCACACAAAUAAUGACUUAAAACAUUUGUUUUUUUAAUAAAUAUCUUGUGAAUGUUAUACAAUCAUCUAAAAUUUAUAUCCCAGCAGAUUAACAGGGCAAAAUCAAAAGCAGCACUGCACUAAACCCUCUAAACAUUUUAAAACCCAACCAACUUCUAAACUUUAAAACAAUUUUUGUUUCUAUCUACAAGAUUGUCAGCAAGGUGUACACAACCUGCGCAAGUCACUCAUUUAUUUGAACUUUGGGACUCGUUGAAAAGUACAAAAAUUUGAUUCUUGCAAUAAGCAAUGGGGAACCAAAACAGGUUAAAAAAGCUGUUUGAAUUUGUAUGUGAUCUAUUCUAGUAUUGUGAUUGUAUUGACCACAAUAUGCAGAGACUUGAUUCAGGUUUUAAUCUUUAUUUUGUCCAAUGAAGGAAUCGGUAACUCUGAUAUAUUAAAAAAACAAAGAUCUACACAAUGUUUUUUGCAACAUUGUUUAAAGGAACAUUACAGAAUUGGGAAGAAAACAAACUAGUCUAAGAUCUCAGAUUUUCAGUAAACUUUCAUGGUAUAAAAAUGACGAUGGUAGAAAACAUCCCUUGAAAUAUUUCUAUCUGAUUUGUCAUAUAUUUGAUGAGAAAUAAAUAAAACCAAUUUCC
Molecule: messenger RNA, 3417 nt
Organism: Asterias rubens (European starfish)
Lineage: Eukaryota; Metazoa; Echinodermata; Asteroidea; Forcipulatida; Asteriidae
Exons: 10
Coding region: 108-2345 (745 amino acids)
Biological process (GO): fructose metabolic process
Molecular function (GO): ketohexokinase activity
Source: RefSeq, a predicted model, not a curated record